Camelina sativa (false flax) is the source of this 690-nucleotide messenger RNA. The record is from RefSeq and is a predicted model, not a curated record. NCBI's taxonomy places the organism in Eukaryota, Viridiplantae, Streptophyta, Magnoliopsida, Brassicales, Brassicaceae.
UAUUAGUCGAUAGAAGACAAACUCAUAUAAACAAAAAAAAAGAUGGAAAGUUCUAAGCAGAAACAAUGUCAUUCUAGCGUAGUCGAAACCAUUGAAGCGCCAUUGCCGUUAGUUUGGUCAAUACUACGUCAGUUCGACAAACCACAAGCUUACCAACGUUUCGUCAAAAGUUGCACUAUGCGCUCCUGCGAAGACAGGGGAGGAAAAGGCUCCGUCCGGGAGGUGACGUUAGUCUCCGGCCUUCCAGCGGAUUUCAGCACGGAGAGGCUCGAUGAGCUUGACGAUGAGUCUCAUGUAAUGGUUGUUAGUAUCAUUGGUGGUAACCAUAGGCUUGCUAAUUACAGAUCGAAGACAACGGUGGUGGCUGCAUCGUCGUUGGUGGAGAAGACGGUGGUGGUGGAGAGUUACGUGGUAGAUGUGCCGGAAGGAAAUAGUGAGGAGGAUACGAUAUAUUUUGUUGAUAACAUCAUUCGGUAUAACCUUUCAUCACUUGCUAAGCUCACAAAGGAGAUGAUGAAAUAAACUAAGCUCUAUAGUAAAUCGUUGGAUUAGUCUUAUUUUUCAGCAUUAAAAUAGUAUCUUUAUAUAUAUCGUGUCCUUUUUACGUCCUUGUAUACAUGUUUCUUCUCUCGUACUAUUUUCUGAGAACAUCAUGUUAGAAGAAAUAAUAUGAAGACUAGUUAAACAACA